GAUGCAGUGGACGCCGGAGCAUGCCCAGUGGCCAGAACAGCACUUUGACAUCACUUCAACCACUCGGUCUCCUGCCCAUAAAGUUGAAGCCUACAGAGGUCAUUUGCAGCGCACCUAUCAGUAUGCCUGGGCCAAUGAUGAUAUAUCUGCUCUGACUGCAUCCAACCUACUAAAAAAAUAUGCAGAGAAGUAUUCUGGCAUUUUGGAAGGCCCCGUGGACCGACCUGUACUCAGCAACUACUCAGAUACACCAUCAGGACUAGUGAAUGGUCGGAAAAAUGAAAGCGAACCCUGGCAGUCUUCCUUGAAUUCAGAAGCUGUGUAUCCCAUGAACUGUGUUCCCGAUGUUAUCACUGCCAGCAAAGCUGGAGUCAGUUCAGCUCUCCCUCCAGCAGACGUCUCUGCCAGUAUAGGGAGCUCUCCUGGGGUGGCCAGCAACCUGACAGAACCAAGUUAUUCAAGUAGUACCUGUGGAAGCCACACUGUACCUAGUCUUCAUGCAGGGCUCCCAUCUCAGGAAUAUGCCUCCGGAUACAACGGAUCAUAUUUGCAUUCUACGUACAGUAGCCAGCCAGCACCUGCACUUCCUUCCCCUCAUCCGUCUCCUUUGCAUAGCUCCGGGCUCCUACAGCCGCCACCGCCACCUCCUCCUCCACCAGCCCUGGUCCCAGGCUACAAUGGCACUUCUAACCUCUCCAGUUACAGCUAUCCCUCAGCGAGCUAUCCUCCUCAGACUGCUGUGGGAUCUGGGUACAGCCCUGGGGGUGCACCCCCUCCUCCUUCAGCAUACCUGCCUUCAGGAAUUCCUGCGCCGACCCCUCUCCCCCCGACCACUGUUCCUGGCUACACCUACCAGGGCCACGGUUUGACACCUAUCGCGCCCUCAGCUCUGACCAACAGUUCCGCGAGUUCUCUCAAAAGGAAAGCUUUCUAUAUGGCAGGGCAAGGAGAUAUGGACUCCAGUUACGGAAAUUACAGCUAUGGCCAACAGCGAUCUACACAGAGUCCUAUGUACAGAAUGCCCGACAACAGCAUUUCAAACUCAAAUCGGGGGAAUGGCUUUGACAGAAGUGCUGAAACAUCAUCCUUAGCAUUUAAGCCAACGAAGCAGCUAAUGUCCUCUGAACAGCAAAGGAAAUUCAGCAGCCAGUCCAGCAGGGCUCUGACCCCUCCUUCCUACAGUACUGCUAAAAAUUCAUUGGGAUCAAGAUCCAGUGAAUCCUUUGGGAAGUACACGUCGCCGGUAAUGAGUGAGCAUGGGGACGAGCACAGGCAACUCCUCUCUCACCCAAUGCAAGGCCCUGGACUCCGUGCAGCUACCUCAUCCAACCACUCUGUGGACGAGCAACUGAAGAACACUGACACGCACCUCAUUGACCUGGUAACCAACGAGAUUAUCACCCAAGGACCGCCAGUGGACUGGAAUGACAUUGCUGGUCUCGACCUGGUAAAGGCUGUCAUUAAGGAGGAGGUUUUAUGGCCGGUGUUGAGGUCCGAUGCGUUCAGUGGACUGACGGCCUUACCUCGGAGCAUCCUUUUAUUCGGACCUCGGGGAACAGGCAAAACAUUGUUGGGCAGAUGCAUAGCUAGUCAGCUGGGGGCCACGUUUUUCAAAAUCGCCGGUUCUGGACUAGUCGCUAAGUGGUUAGGAGAAGCAGAGAAAAUUAUCCAUGCCUCUUUCCUUGUGGCCAGGUGUCGCCAGCCCUCGGUGAUUUUUGUCAGCGAUAUUGACAUGCUUCUCUCCUCUCAAGUGAGUGAGGAGCACAGUCCAGUCAGUCGGAUGAGAACCGAAUUUCUGAUGCAGCUGGACACUGUACUAACUUCGGCUGAGGACCAAAUCGUAGUAAUUUGUGCCACCAGUAAACCAGAAGAAAUAGAUGAAUCUCUUCGGAGGUACUUCAUGAAACGACUUUUAAUCCCACUUCCUGACAGCACAGCGAGGCACCAGAUAAUAGUACAACUGCUCUCACAGCACAAUUACUGUCUCAAUGACAAGGAGUUUGCACUGCUCGUCCAGCGCACAGAAGGUUUUUCUGGACUAGACGUGGCUCAUUUGUGUCAGGAAGCAGUGGUGGGCCCCCUUCAUGCCAUGCCAGCCACAGACCUUUCAGCCAUUAUGCCCAGCCAGUUGAGGCCAGUUACAUAUCAAGACUUUGAAAAUGCUUUCUGCAAGAUUCAGCCUAGCAUAUCUCAAAAAGAGCUUGAUAUGUAUGUUGAAUGGAACAAAAUGUUUGGUUGCAGUCAGUGAUAACUUCUUUAAAAAAGAAAAUGUAAUGAAUGUUGGCACACACACAUAAAACCUGCUACAUAGGGUUUAGAGCCCCUUUCCAGUAGUGUUUAAAUCGCAAAAGGGUACUGGGGAAGACGACGAUUAAAUUGCAUCUUUAGAGUCAGGGUAGAUGUGGAGGAAAAAAGGCAUCAAGCGAGAGCUUCUGAUUUGAAAGCCCCAGAUGACAGAAAGCAUCUAUUGAUGCUCAGUUUGGUUCAAGUUAGACAACACUCACCAAGGAGCAAGGUGCAAGUGUGUUGAUUUCAGAAGGACAUGAACCUCGUGUGUUGAUUCCAUUCUGCUGUUCUCGAGAUUUAGUUGCUGUCAAGUGCCUGGAGUGGUGCUUUAUUUUUUGUUUGCCUCACAAUUACAUUGGUGGCAUGUGCUAAUAUAAAGAGCUUUAACUUCAAACAUUAUUGGACUAAAGAGAUGAACGGUUGUGUUAUGACAGAAAACCAGAUUUUUGCCAUUUAAGAGCAACAGUAUUCCUCAAUCCUGUCUGUUCUGCAGUAUUAAACUAAGAACAGGUAAAACAGGGUAACGGUAAUCUGGACCUUAAUUUCUGCAGUUCAUUUCUUUUAAUGUUCUUGUCUGCAAAAACUCAGGAAAGCGAUUGUGAUUUGUACAGUACCUCAAAGGAAUGUGUUGAAAGCACUAUGUACUGCUGAGAGUAAUGGGAUAGGCUUCAAUGUUACUUUAUAUUAAAAUGUAUGUUUACCUCAACAAUUGGAAAAUAGCAAGGAAAAUUUCUUUGAAUGUAUCCAGAAAAAUACUGAUGUGUGAUACAACUGAAAAUAUUUACAAUUUAAAGGAGAACUAAAAGGAUUUUAAAUCAAAGUUCUUUUACUGAUUAUGGGGAAUUAACCAGAGCAGAAUAAUUCUUUAUGUCAAUAAUUGCAAGAGUUCGUCGUACAUUGCUCCUUGAUAUUAAGUGAAAAUGGUCUUAAAAGGUACACUGGUUAGUGGAAAGCUACUUUUCCGUUUGUGUUAGUGUCUAAAACAGUCCGUCACAAGACUUGUUUAGGACCCUGAAAGUCACAGUACCUGAAAACAAGGACUGCCUUUUACUGCAUAGGUGAUAGUAGUGGUGGUGGUUUGCAAGUUAUCUCUUAAAACUGCUGGGAAUGGUGUCAUUCUGUUCACUAAUCUAGCUUAUAGGCUCACCGUGAUGUUUGAUAGAAUGCAGAAGAUAGCAACCAAAACAAUCAAAUGAUUCGAUACAAAAACCCAAUCAACCAACCAACAUAUAUACAUAUAUAUAUUCAUACAUAUAUACAUACAUAUAUUCAUGUAUGUAUGUAUACCACAAGGAAACUCUACAUCCCUUCUCCUUUUUGAUCCCUCUCUUGUCAGUGCAAUUUUGCUUCUCGUUUUGAAAUCUUCUGUGCUGUGUUCCUCCUACAUUCAUUUCUACCUCAGUUUUGUUACAUUUCUCUUAGGAAAAAAAAAAGUAGAAAAUUGGAAAA
Condylura cristata (star-nosed mole) is the source of this 3735-nucleotide messenger RNA. RefSeq names its product fidgetin (gene FIGN). Gene Ontology annotation, molecular function: ATP hydrolysis activity; microtubule severing ATPase activity; ATP binding. Lineage: Eukaryota; Metazoa; Chordata; Mammalia; Eulipotyphla; Talpidae. The coding region runs from base 2 to 2248 and encodes 748 amino acids. The record is from RefSeq and is a predicted model, not a curated record. The transcript has a single exon.